This is a messenger RNA of Hemiscyllium ocellatum (epaulette shark), 3087 nucleotides long. Its product is annotated as large neutral amino acids transporter small subunit 2-like. The record is from RefSeq and is a predicted model, not a curated record. NCBI's taxonomy places the organism in Eukaryota, Metazoa, Chordata, Chondrichthyes, Orectolobiformes, Hemiscylliidae. Gene Ontology annotation, biological process: neutral amino acid transport; amino acid transmembrane transport. Bases 290 to 1873 code for a protein of 527 amino acids. Gene Ontology annotation, cellular component: membrane. Gene Ontology annotation, molecular function: neutral L-amino acid transmembrane transporter activity; L-amino acid transmembrane transporter activity. The transcript is spliced from 12 exons.
GGGGUGACGGUUGGAAGGGGGGUGGGGCUGACCGAGAGAAUCGCGGGGGGGUUGGGAAAGAGGAAGGCAGCGUCGCUCAAUUCACUUCAUUCUCACCUCCCUCCUCCUCCGUCCGGAACAAUUUUACAAAAAAAAAUCGGCUUUCAUACCGAAGUGGAUUAUUUGCUCACGGCGUUCAAAUGAUUUCCGCGAAGGAACGGUUUCAAACCGUCGGGCCGACGUCCCACAGUUUGCACCGUGCACAGCGACCUGCCUUGGCUGUUUGCAGAGGUCCGCAGCAGCCGCAGGGAUGGCAGAGAGCAGCCGGCUGAGGAGCCCCUCCAGCCGAGGAGGGGGCAGGAGCUCCGAGUCCCUGCACUCGGCGGCGGAGAGCGACAAGGGGGACCGAGGAGAUGGUGCUGGUGAGGGGGUAGCCCUGAAGAAGGAGAUCGGGCUGGUCAGCGCCUGUGGCAUCAUCGUCGGCAACAUCAUCGGCUCGGGCAUCUUCGUCUCACCCAAGGGAGUGAUGGAGAAUGCCGGCUCGGUGGGUCUGGCCCUGAUUGUCUGGAUCAUCACCGGCUUCAUCACCGCCAUCGGCGCCCUGUGCUACGCCGAGCUGGGGGUCACCAUCCCCAAAUCCGGCGGCGACUACUCCUACGUCAAGGACAUCUUCGGCGGCCUGGCCGGGUUCCUGAGGCUGUGGAUCGCUGUCCUGGUUAUUUACCCCACUAACCAGGCUGUCAUCGCCCUGACCUUCUCCAACUACGUGCUGCAGCCCCUGUUCCCCAGCUGCUUCGCCCCGGACCUGGGACUUCGACUCCUCGCUGGGGUGUGUCUCUUGCUGCUGACCUGGGUGAACUGCUCCAGCGUGCGGUGGGCCACCCACGUCCAGGAUGUCUUCACCGCCGGCAAGCUCCUCGCCCUGGGGCUCAUCAUCAUCAUGGGCUUCGUGCAGAUCUGCCGAGGUCACUACUACUGGCUGGAGCCCCAGAACGCCUUCCAGCCGUGGCAGGAGCCUGAGAUUGGCCUGGUGGCCCUGGCUUUCCUCCAGGGCUCCUUUGCCUACGGGGGCUGGAACUUCCUCAACUACGUCACCGAGGAACUGGUUGACCCAUAUAGGAAUCUCCCUCGAGCGAUCUUCAUCUCCAUUCCACUGGUCACGUUUGUCUACGUCUUUGCAAACAUUGCCUACGUGACAGCCAUGUCUCCGAUGGAGCUCUUAGAGAGUAACGCAGUGGCUGUGACGUUUGGUGAGAAGCUGUUGGGAGUCAUGUCCUGGAUCAUGCCCAUCUCCGUGGCGCUGUCUACCUUCGGAGGGGUGAACGGAUCCCUCUUCACCUCCUCACGGUUAUUCUUUGCGGGAGCUCGCGAGGGGCACUUGCCGAGUCUGCUGGCCAUGAUUCACAUUACACGUUGCACUCCUAUACCAGCCCUCCUCUUCACCUGUGCCUCCACCUUGCUGAUGCUGGUGACCAGUGACAUUUACACACUCAUAAACUACGUGGGGUUCAUCAACUACCUGUUCUACGGCGUCACGGUUGCUGGGCAGAUCGUGCUCCGUUGGAAACAGCCUGACAUCCCUCGGCCUAUCAAGGUGAACCUGAUCUUUCCGGUGGUCUACCUGCUGUUCUGGGCCUUCCUACUGAUCUUCAGCCUGUGGUCGGAGCCGGUGGUGUGUGGGAUUGGGCUGGCCAUCAUGCUGACCGGCGUGCCCGUCUACUUCCUGGGGGUGUACUGGAAGAACAAACCCAAGUGUUUCGACGACGUGGUCGACGCCAUCACCUACUUUGGCCAGAAGCUGUGUGUGGUGGUCUACCCCGAGGUGACGCAGGCCAAGAGCGAGCAGGAACUCCAGGAACUCACCUCCGACGUCUGUGAUAACGUCAAGGAGUAGGCCUCGGGAUGAAGAGGGGGGUGGGUUUGGGGGAGCAGUGGGGGAUAUCAGGGCGUGUGACGCUCAGGCUGAGGUGGGUGGUGGGGAUGCUGGGCUGCACGUAGGCCUUGGCUUAGGGCGCGAGCGUCGUCCUUUUUUUUUGUUGUCUCCCCGCCCCACCCCCCCCUUUCUCUUCUUGUCCCUCCAUUGAGGGGCCAGCAGUAGGCAACAGCGUGUCUCAGCGAGAGAGAUCCCCACCUUCCUCUUCUUUCAGGAGGUUAAUGCUUCGUUGGCUGCUUUCGCACUCCCUCCGUGCCCCCAGCUUCCCUCCCUUGAGUGUCCCAGCCGCCAUUUUGUCGAGGGUGGCGACAGCCAUUUUGAGGGAGUGGUGGGCUGGUUUUCGAAGGAGGCGUCGGUUCGGGGUUGGGGGAGAGCUGGUUUCACGCUGUGGCGGCGCCACGAAGGUCUCGCUCCCGCUGUCUUUAUUUUUUUUUUCGGCCUUGAUGAAACAAAUCAAGGGUUUGGAAAAUGGCGACCCCUCCCACCACCGUCCCCUCCUCUCCUCUCAACCCACAACCCACGCCACCAGCGCUCCCCAACCCCUGAGGAGGUAACGCCGCGUCUCUCAGUCUGGGGUGUCUAGUUGACGGUUUGAUUGUUCGUGUUUUUUUUUAUUAUUUGUCGUUUGGAAGAGUUUAUCCUUUCUCGACGUCAACGGCGGCCAUUUGCACAGUGCCAACCCCCCCCCACCGCAGGCGAAUGUUUGUCCUUUCUCUGCCGGGUGUCAGCUUCCCUCUGCUCCCCACCCCGCCAUCACCAGGGUGAGCCCAUCCCUUCACCCCCACCCUCCAUCCAAAGGGACUGAACCCUCCAGGAGAAGGGUGGAGCAGGGGGGUGUCGGAUGGAUUCACUUGAUGCUGACACCUCACCAGGCCCUUGACCACCAGCUCCCCUCCAGGCCGCUCUCUCUCUCUCUGCACGCUCCUACAGUCAGGGCGUCUGGAGUUUGGAAACGACAGGGGGUUGGUGGUGAAGGCUUCACCAAACCGUUUCCCACAGGUCAGCACACUCCGCGCGAGUUAAAGGUUAAACGUCAGCAGAAAAUGAGCUGACAGGGGUAAUCUGACACAUAUUUAAUUGUUAGAUAUAUCUGCAAUAAAGCAGUGACUGCUUGUUUAUCAGAGUAAGAUGGUACUCCAAGGUUACCAAUUAAACUUUGAGAGUUUUAUUAUUAA